AUGAUCGGAACUGCGGAAGGAUGCCUAGAUGGAUCAAUUGUUAUAUGGGAUGUAACCAGAAAUGCAGUCAGACAAACAUUAGAAUCACAAGCAGGCGUUGUCACCAUUAAAUGGCUAACUGGAGCAAAAAUUAUAUCAGCUCAUUUAGAUGGUUGCAUUAGAAUUUAUGAUGGAAGAUCGGGUGUUUUAGAAAAUCUGUUUAUGGGUCAUAGAAGGGCAAUACUUGACUUGGCAGUCUCAAAAAAUCACAAAACAUUUGCAACCGCGUCUGAUGAUGGUACAGCGAAGUUAUUUGAUUUACAAAAUUCUCCUCCUGUCGAAAUGGAUUCUUGA
Messenger RNA from Ctenocephalides felis (cat flea), 333 nucleotides. RefSeq names its product angio-associated migratory cell protein-like. Lineage: Eukaryota; Metazoa; Arthropoda; Insecta; Siphonaptera; Pulicidae. The transcript has 3 exons. Gene Ontology annotation, molecular function: protein binding. The record is from RefSeq and is a predicted model, not a curated record. Bases 1 to 333 code for a protein of 110 amino acids.